AAAACAAGUGCACUGCUUCCCUCCUUUAAAAGAGAAUAAGAAAGCAUGAAGACAACGCAAGAAUCAGAAAGAACCAUACCAAUAGAGAGAGAGACAUAGAAAAAAGAAAGAGAGUGUGAGAUCGAUGCAACGGUUCAGCAACACCGUGAUCGGAUUCCUGAACUUUUUCACGCUCUUAGCAUCUAUACCAAUCAUCGGUGCAGGCCUAUGGAUGGCAAGGAGCACCACAACAUGUGAAAAUUUUCUCCAAACCCCACUUCUAGUCAUAGGCUUCGUGGUGCUUGUGAUUUCACUAGCAGGGUUCGUAGGAGCAUGCUUCCAUGUGGCUUGGGCACUGUGCUUGUACUUGGUGGUUAUGCUGUUUCUCAUGGUGGCGCUUUUCGGUUUGACUGUGUUUGGAUUUGUUGUGACGAGUCAGGGUAGGGGAGUGGAAGUGCCUGGCAGGGUUUACAUGGAGUAUCGCCUUGAGGAUUAUUCACCUUGGUUGAAGAAUAGGAUUAAGGAUCCUCUUUAUUGGAGUACUAUAAGGAGCUGUGUUUUGGGGUCGAACACUUGUGCUAAGCUUGCUUCUUGGACUUCUCUUGAUUAUAUGCAGAGAGAUAUGUCUCCAAUACAGUCUGGAUGUUGUAAACCACCAACAGCGUGCAAUUACAACAACAUAGAAACAAUGGAGGAUCCAGAUUGCUACCGUUGGAACAACGCCCCUGCAUUUCUCUGCUACGACUGUGAUUCCUGCAAAGCUGGUGUGCUUGAAAAUAUAAGAAGAGACUGGCACAAGAUCUCUGUUCUAAACGUCGUCGUUCUCGUGUUUCUCAUUGGCAUAUAUUCCAUUGGGUGUUGCGCUUUCAGAAAUGCAAGAAGAGCUGAAACUGAUUAUCCACAUGGUGAAAACCGCAUGACCAAAGUUAAACCCAGAUGGGACUACUAUUGGUGGAGAUGGUGCCAUGACAAGAAGGAGCAGCUUUUUUAGCUGAGAUGCAUGCAGUAGCACCGUUCUUGGGUUCUCUAAAGAUAAGGGACCAUUGACUAGAUUUUGAGACAAGUGAUUAUCUGAGAAACUAUUUAGAUUCGGUUUUACAGCUUAAGAAGUAAUUGUAGAAAAUGAAAAAUGGAUCCCAUGACUUGUUUCUCCAUGGUAAUAAAUAAACUCAUUUUAUUUCCGG
Lotus japonicus is the source of this 1163-nucleotide messenger RNA. RefSeq names its product tetraspanin-6-like. The record is from RefSeq and is a predicted model, not a curated record. Gene Ontology annotation, biological process: auxin-activated signaling pathway. Gene Ontology annotation, cellular component: plasmodesma; plasma membrane. The transcript is spliced from 3 exons. NCBI's taxonomy places the organism in Eukaryota, Viridiplantae, Streptophyta, Magnoliopsida, Fabales, Fabaceae. Bases 125 to 970 code for a protein of 281 amino acids.